This is a messenger RNA of Pocillopora verrucosa, 2971 nucleotides long. Its product is annotated as flavin-containing monooxygenase 5. Gene Ontology annotation, molecular function: N,N-dimethylaniline monooxygenase activity; NADP binding; flavin adenine dinucleotide binding. Lineage: Eukaryota; Metazoa; Cnidaria; Anthozoa; Scleractinia; Pocilloporidae. The record is from RefSeq and is a predicted model, not a curated record.
UCAUCGGCUGCAGAUAUUUGGUAAGAGUAAAUGAUGAACUUUUCUCGUGAUCGUUAAACCCUAUUUAUUUCAUUUGUUUUUUUAAAAAAUGAGGGUUGCAAUAAUAGGGGCUGGAGCUAGUGGUCUUACCAGCAUAAAAUGCUGCAAAGACGAGGGUUUAGAGCCGGUUUGUUUCGAGCAGGAGGACUCCAUUGGAGGACUUUGGUAUUUUACCGAAGAGGAGAGACAUAGUUCCGUGUACAGGUCGACUGUAAUCAACACCAGCAAAGAAAUGAUGUGCUUUUCGGAUUUCCCGAUCCCUAAAGAAUAUCCUCCGUACAUGCACCACCAAUUGAUCAUGAAAUACCUCCAUCUGUACGCGAAAGAAUUCGAUUUGUACAAAUGCAUUCGGUUCCGCACCAAGGUGGUUGACCUUAAGAAAGCACCAGAUUUCGAAGAGAGCGGGAAAUGGGAAAUCCUAUUUCAAGAACUUGACGGCAAGAAUCCCGACGCGGUGAAUAAAGAAGUAUACGAUGCUGUGAUGCUUUGUGUAGGUCAUCACUCAGAGCCCUCGUGGCCUUCCUUUCCCGGUAUGGACGAAUUUUCAGGGCUCAAGAUCCACAGCCAUUCAUACAAGGACUUUAAACCAUUUGAAAACAAGAAAGUCCUAGUGGUUGGUAUAGGGAACUCUGGUGGUGAUAUUGCUGUGGAACUCAGUCGUCACACUCCACAAGUCUUUCUCAGUACUCGCAGAGGGGCUUGGGUCCUGUCCCGCAUGGGAAAGGGAGGUGAGCCUAUGGACCAGCAGUUCAUCAGGCGUGUCGGGUCUCUUGUACCCAUCUCACUUCGAAGAAGUCUUUUUAAAAAAAUAGUGAAUGAGAGAUUUGAUCACAAAGUAUUUGCACUGCAGCCUCAACAUCCAAUCACUGGUCAACACCCAAUGGUCAAUGAUGCUCUGCCACACCGCAUAAUAGUUGGAAGUGUUGUCAUCAAACCUAAUGUCAGGAGUUUUACCAAAUCUGGAGUUAUCUUUGAUGAUGAUACUCAAGUAAAUGACUUAGAUGCUGUGAUCUUCUGCACUGGGUACAAGAUAGGAUUCAGGUUCAUAGAUCAAUCAAUUCUUCCUGUGAAUGACAACAAAGUUGAGCUAUACAAAUAUGUGUUCCCCCCAAACCUUGCCAAACCAACACUUGCUGUUAUUGGCUGUGUACAGCCUCUUGGUGCCAUUUUUCCUCUGUCAGAGCUUCAGGGACGGUGGGUAACCCGAGUGUUUAAUGGGAAAACACCCCUUCCUCCUAAGGAUUUCAUGAUGAAAGAUGUUGAAAUGAAAAGAGAGGCCAUGCAAAGAAGAUAUUACGCUUCUAAACGCCACACAAUUCAGGUUGAUUACAUUUCCUAUGCAGAUGAAUUGGCAAAUCAGGUUGGUUGCAGACCAAACCUGAUAAAGCUCUUUUUCAGCAAUCCUACGCUAGCCCUGAGUUGCUUUUUUGGACCCUGUACACCAGUUCAGUAUCGUCUAAUGGGCCCUGGUGCAUGGGAAGGAGCCAAGAAAGCUAUUGAAGAUGCUCCUGGAAAUGUGAUUUACGCAACAAAGACACGCAUUUUACAAAAGAAGGAGCAGCAGGGAACUAACACGGCUGCUGUGUGUUUGAAGUUGUUAGCUUUGUUUGUUGUGCUCAUUUCCAUUAUCAUAAGAUUUUCGGCUGAAAACUUGAGUAGUUCAGAGGUGAAUUCACCAUGAAAUUCUGAUGAGUUCAGAGAAUAAUUCAUAAUCUAAAGAGGUAUGUGAUGUAUACUAACAAAGUAAGAGAGAUGGUAAGUUUUUCCAGGUAUGUUAUGGUUUGUUCAUCUACAAAUAUUUACCUAGUUGGUGGAAGUAGGUAGCAGAAGCAGUCCUGAAUCAUGCUCUUUUAUCUUUGUGAAUAGUUUGCUAGAUGCAAAUCAGCACACCUUGCACGAAGUGACACACACCCAACAGUUACAGGGGCCUAUUGAUAGUGGGCACUGGAGGGUAGAUGAUGCACAAAGCCAUAUUUCAAGUUUGUUAAUGGCUGGCCAUUUUUAAUUUUUCCCAGCCUUAGCUCUCUUUGUUCAACUUUUGUUUAUUGUAUCCCUUUGCAUUUGUCUAGUUGACACUAGCAAACCACUCUUCAAAUGCUACCUCAUCCCAAACAAAACAAUUUAAACUAAACAAACAAGCAAACAAAUGACCCCUGUAAUAUCAUGACACAGUUUGGUACUGGUGUAUGACAUAGAUUAGUCUCGCCUUCUUUAUUUCUAACCUUUGCAAUGUUCAGAUAGCCUUGUAGUUAAAACAUAUGAACCUCCAAAUGCCAUUAAAGGUUACCAACAGGUAUUGUAAUGUAGCUUUAGGUGUGUUGUUUGAUCAGUGCAUUGGUCUUAGUUUUUUUCUUCAUGUAGGGUAUACUAGAGUAACAGUGGCAGUUUGUGCAUACUUUUGGUGUAGUGGAAUUUCUAAGCAUGGUAACAUACUUUCCAUUAAUACACAUCUCAGAUAGUGCAUGUAUUUUGCUAUGAUUGGUCAAUUAAGUGUAGUGUAUUUUGCUGUGUGACUGCUAAAUUUAAAAGUUUGUUUGAAUUGGAAUCCUUUUCUUUUAUUUGAACCCAGAGAUAUAAUAAUUAUCUUACUAACUGAGUUCAAGGUCUGUGCUGUAAGUUAAUAUGGACCAAGUUUCUUUCACUACGAUUUAUGGCCUAAGUGAAAAAAAAUUUGGUCUAUAACAUAAGUAUGGACCUCAAACUCGUUUAGUGCAAGGUUGGUAUAAACCAAAACUUAUAUUGUUUUUAUUGGUUUUCUUCAGCUUGGUAACUGAUACACUGGAUCAGGUAUCAGUCCAAUAUAACCAUAUAACACUUGACUGAUUCAGUUUAUUAUAUCAAUAAAAUUAAUUUUAUUUCAAGAGUUGAGGUCGAUACAUAGUAGACAAAAAAACACUGAUUGAAAUAUUUUGAUUUAAACAAAUAUAUAUUA